AUGGAUUCAUCGGCUGACGAGCCUGCUUCUUCUGGUAGUGCGUGUAUAAACUUCCUGGACCUUCCCGACUGCAUGAUAGAGCAUGUGCUGGAAUAUUUAACAUACGACGAGAUAGCCAAGAAACGCAUCGUUUGCCGAAAAAUCGAUCGCAUCUGCCAAUCGCUACUUAAUCGAGGUUUCAUCAAGAUGAUCAGAAAGCACAACACGAAUCUGAAAGCGAUCAAAUCCCAGCUGCCACGCCGCGAAUCGGAGCGACGGAACCAUCCCCUUUCAAAGCAUUCUGACAUUCUCACGUGCAUCGAAACACGUAUCUCCAUGCUGUCCAUGACGUACUCGAAGUUUAUCGAGAAGGAGCUGUGCUGCUUCAUACCGGGCAAAGUGAUCGACGAAGUGCUAAACAUUCUCGGUCUAAUCGAGAACACAUCGCGGCCACUCCGUGCGCAUGAAGUGUUGCAGGAGCUACGCGACAUAUCCUCCAUGGCGAUCGAACACUUUGACGAAAACAUUGCGCACCGGUUGAAGAAAAUCAUUGGCGUACAGCAUCAUCCGAAGCUCGGUAGCCACCACAGCUUACCAUUUCCAGCGGCCAGUUUCAUACAGCACGAAGUCAUGUUGCCAUGCGAUGUAAAUGGGGAAAAGUUUAUCAUACCAACACUUACGCCCAUCUCGCAACAAACGGCGAAGGUGAUACCGCCAGCUUCCUCCUCAUCCUCAUCAUCAUCCGCUGUGUCUGGGUCGCUUGGCGGGCUGUACUGCCAAAGCUCGUACAGUGCGAGUUGCGAAAAUAAUGCAUCGAUCGCCAGAAUCAAUCACAAGACGCGCAAAAUGCGGUACGACAUUAAUCGGAUCGAUCAUACGAUCUCUUCGUUUAAGGCCGAAAUGCGCAGCAUGCGCCUUAUGCUGGUACGGUGCGGUGCCGAGAUAAAGGAACUGCGUCGCCGUUUGGAAGAAUCGGAAACGAAAAAUCUUGAACUGCUGGCCAACAUCAAUCAGCUCGGGUUCGGAGCACCUUCGGUCGGGGCGGAACCGUCGGACGCAACGAGUACGGCAACGAUCAAGCAAUGUAGCAUUAAGCCGCGCACGUGCACCAGCAUGCUGAAACGGCUGUACACGGACACAGAAUCUCAAUCAUCCAGUUCGGCUGUUGAGAUCCUUGUGCCAACGGCUUCGGAAAAAGCCGAAGCGGACAAGGAAGAUAGCCAGGAGAAGGACGCGGUGGAAAGUCACUGCACUGCAAAGAGGGUUAAGCUUAGCGACUAA
Molecule: messenger RNA, 1260 nt
Organism: Anopheles maculipalpis
Lineage: Eukaryota; Metazoa; Arthropoda; Insecta; Diptera; Culicidae
Gene: pall
Exons: 2
Coding region: 1-1260 (419 amino acids)
Biological process (GO): protein polyubiquitination
Molecular function (GO): protein binding
Source: RefSeq, a predicted model, not a curated record